GCCCAGUGCGACUUCGACAUGACGUCAUUCGAAAAGGGCUUCCUCAGCGGAACCAUCUACGUGGGCAUGAUCGUGAGCUCGCACCUGUGGGGCUUCGUGGCGGACACGCGCGGCCGGCGGCAGGUGCUGCUGGUGACGCUCGCCCUCAACUUCGUGUGCUCUGUGGCGGCCGCCCUCAUGCCCACGCUGCCCCUCCUCAUAUUCUUCAGGUUCCUCAACGGCGUCUGGAUCUGCGGGCCCUCUGCCGUGACGUACGCCUACCUGGGGGAGUUCCACUCGGACAAGACGCGCACCCAGGCCAUCGUCUACGUCUGCAUCUUCCUCUCCAUGGCGCUCCUCGUGGAACCAGGACUGGCCUGGGCGGUGAUUCCUCAGCCCUGGGCUGCCCCGCUGCCUUGGAUCACGAUGCGGUCCUGGAGGGUUUUCCUGAUCCUGGGCGCUGUUCCCAGCGCCGCCACCUUCCUGGGGCUGUGGCUGCUGCUGCCGGAAAGCCCCAAGUUCCUGCUCGCUGUCGGCAGGCACGACGAAGCGCUCGACGUCCUGCGCAAGAUGUUCGCCACCAACAGCGGCCUCCCACCGGAGAAGUACCCAGUGGCGGCCCUGCAGGGGGACGCGCUGACGUCAUCGCCAGUGGGCGUCAACACCAAGUCGCCGCUGGCCAUCGCGCGCCACAUGUGGAGGCAGACGGUCCCGCUGUUCAAGCCGCCAUACCUGCUGUACACCGUCGUCGCCUGCUUCAUCCAGUUCGGGCUCUACGCCAGUUCCAACGGCUUCCUCAUCUGGCUGCCAGAGCUGCUAAACCGCAUGGGCCAGUACGGCGAGGCCUACCCACACCACCCUGCCACCGUGUGUGACGUCAUCGCCGUGCUCGCGGGCCAGCUGCCACCACCAGUCGCCGUGGAACUGCUCCAGGCCAACUACUCCAGUGGGAUGGAGACCUACGCAACAGCUGAGGACCUAUUAGUCAGCAACUGGACAGCAGUGCAGCUGAGUGCAGGGUCUGGUGCCAACUGGACGACGAUGGUGAGGAACCUGACAAGCUGGGGCGGUGACUCCACCUCGAGCACUGCCUCCCUGGAACUGUCUCCAGCACCGGACGUGUGCGUCGCCACGGUGAACCCAGUGAGCUUCCAGAAUACGCUCAUAACGGGCGCGGGCUUUGCUGUCAGCUACAUCGCCAUCAGCCCCAUCAUCAAGGUCGUCAGCAAGAAGACCAUCCUCGCGGUGUGCCUGACGGUGUCCGGGGCGUGCGGCGUGGCCGUACUGUGGGCGCAGACCGACCUGGAGGUGCUGCUGCUGCCGAUGGCCUUCAUCGUCCUCUCCGGGAUGUGCGUGUCCGUCGUCAACGUCGUCGUCGUCGAUACCGUCCCCACCUAUCUCAGAGCCAUGGCGGUGUGCCUGUCGCUGUGUUUCGGCCGCCUGGGAACCUUCAUCACAUCACUCAUGUUGGGUGCCCUCAUAGACUCCAACUGCGUACUCGCCAUCGGCAUUCUUGGAGGAUACGUUGUUGGUAUGUAG
Messenger RNA from Schistocerca americana (American grasshopper), 1518 nucleotides. RefSeq names its product synaptic vesicle glycoprotein 2A-like. Gene Ontology annotation, molecular function: transmembrane transporter activity. Bases 19 to 1518 code for a protein of 499 amino acids. The transcript has 9 exons. Gene Ontology annotation, biological process: transmembrane transport. The record is from RefSeq and is a predicted model, not a curated record. NCBI's taxonomy places the organism in Eukaryota, Metazoa, Arthropoda, Insecta, Orthoptera, Acrididae. Gene Ontology annotation, cellular component: membrane.